This is a messenger RNA of Eurytemora carolleeae, 1801 nucleotides long. RefSeq lists its product as uncharacterized. Lineage: Eukaryota; Metazoa; Arthropoda; Copepoda; Calanoida; Temoridae. The record is from RefSeq and is a predicted model, not a curated record. The transcript has 4 exons. The coding region runs from base 263 to 1801 and encodes 512 amino acids.
CAAAUCCGAGAAAACCUAAAUCCCCGCGUAAAAUAAUUUAAUUUUAUUUUGUAUCCUUCUAAUCUACUUGUAGCUACAUGUCAUGCAUUUAUUCCAGAUAAAACCUGGGAUUUUCCUUAAAUCGAGACACGAAGAUUUCGUGAAUUGGUCGACAUGGUCGACGGCUGAGAUAUCACUGGAAUUUGGAAUAACUUAACUGAAUUAAUAUAAUAUCGGCUGAUAACGACUCAACUCUAAAGCUAGAGAACCCUGAAUUAGAGUCAUGGAGGAGAGCGUAGAAGAGUCGGAGUCCUCAAUUCUCCAGUCCAGUGGUCCACGGGGUCCACGGGGUAGACGGGGUGGACGGAGAAGGACCGAGGAACAUGUAGAUUUGACGGAUUCUUCUCCGCAGAAAGAUUUGGACGAAACAAUUGAAAAAGAAGUUGGGAUGACAAGAGGAGGAAGUGGUAUGACAAGAGGAGGGCUUGGGAUGACUAGAGGUGGAAGUGGGAUGACAAGAGGAGCAAGAGGGAUGAGAGGAGGUAGUGGUAGAGGGAGGAGAGGAGGAGGGAGGUUGAUCAGACCGUUUUAUAUAGAUUUAAUGGAUUUAACAACUCAUUCAAGAGUUGGAGUUGCAGCCAAGAUACUCUUAACUAGGCCAGAGUUAAUGCAGGGGUUAUCUAUUCCACUGGGAGGAAUAGAUUUGGAUAGCUUCGAUAGGUUUACAGUAAAAUCGAUUGUCCAUUCUCCAUACAGUCCUAAUGCUUUAACCAGUCCUACCACUGCUUUAACCAGUCCUGCCGCUCCUACCAGUCCAACUGCUUCAGCCAGUCCUACUGCUUCAGCCAGUCCUACUGCUUCAGCCAAUCCUGCCGCUCCAACCAGUCCUGCUGCUCUAGCCACUCCCUCAACUCCAACCAGUCCUGCUGCUCCUACCAGUCCUACUGCUCCAGACACUCCCUCAACUCCAACCAGUCCUGCCGCUCCCGAUAGUCCUUUCAGUCCUACUGCUAGAACCAGAAAUAUAGCUGCAACCAGAAAUGCAGCUAGCCUUGCUAACCCCACCAGCCCUACUGCUGCUUCUGUUAAUACUGAUGCUGCUCCAUCAAUCUGGGCUGCUCCAAUUAACUCCUUAAUGCAAGAAGCGUCUGUUAAUAGUCCAGAUACUUCUUAUAACGAAGGGGAGGUUUUAAAUGAUUUCUGUGAUGUUAUAACUUCCAUAGGUUCUAAUAAACUUUCCUCUAAAGUUGUAGAACCUGAGGUAACACCAACAGUAAAGCCUGCCAGGGGUCGCGGACGGCCCAAAAAAGCUAAACCUUUUAAAGACGAUAUAUCAGCAAUGCUAGCCACCUCGCAGGAAAUCAAGAUUUCUAAAGAUAUCGUCAUCUGUCGCUCCGGGUCUCAAGGGAGUUCUAGUGCAACCUCGGAACCUCGGCCUCAAGACCUGGACAGACUUAGAAUAAAGAAUAUGGAGGCUUUGUCCUCAAGCCUUAAGCAAGGAUUGAAGGCUAAUAUUGAAACAAACCCUCCAUUUAAGACUCCCUCUGUGAGACUUCCGGUUACCCCUGGAGCAGUGAUUCCUAGUGUUCCUGAAGCAGGGGUUCCUAAUACCCUAGGAGGAGGGGUUUUUGGUAACCCUGGAGGAGGGGUUCCUGGUACUCCUGGAGUAGGAAUUCCUAGUACCCCUGGAGGAGGGGUUCCUGGUACUCCUGGAAAAUUGACACCUGGACCUGGAGAAAAAACUUCGAUCCAUGAAAACUUUGGAAGAACUAUAUCUAAACCUUCCAAAAGUUCUGAUUCUGUUUCUCAUCUGGUAAUUUAA